Messenger RNA from Aspergillus caelatus, 7355 nucleotides. Its product is annotated as armadillo-type protein. Gene Ontology annotation, molecular function: protein kinase regulator activity. Lineage: Eukaryota; Fungi; Ascomycota; Eurotiomycetes; Eurotiales; Aspergillaceae. The annotation marks the transcript as partial. The record is from RefSeq and is a predicted model, not a curated record. The transcript has 5 exons. Gene Ontology annotation, biological process: cellular response to amino acid starvation; regulation of translation. Gene Ontology annotation, cellular component: cytosol.
CCUCGACAUGCCCCAGGGUUCCUAACAUGGACGACUUUCCAUGGGAUCAGGUGAAAUCUGGAGACCUAGAGAGCCUGUUGAUCGUUCUCUUUUCGAGUUCGACAUCUCGCAGAAUUCGUGCUCUCCAGGAACUCCGCGAGAGAAUCGGGUCGGAUCUCCCACAACAAACCCGUGAGCCUCUCCUUGGGCUCCUCUUCAAGACCUAUCCUCGCUAUGUCGAUCGCCCCUCCCGUCAAGCUGUACAGCAGUGUCUCCGCUCGCUUCUCAAGGCCCCGGUCCCGACCGACGACCUAAAAUAUCUCACACAGAAGCUGCAAGCAGAGGUGUCUAGACCUGCAUUAUCAUCUGCCUCUGCGCUCGUGCUGCUGGAAUGGUGCUCGGUUAUCUUACAGGCUCUAAGCAAUGAUCCUGAAACACCGCUUUCAGCCGUAUUAGACAUUAUCGCGGCGGAUGCGAAGGUACUUGAGAUUUGUUUGGCCUCUAACCCCAAGCUUUCAGUGAAGCAGUCGGCCCUCAGAGUCACGAGACGUGCGCUGCGGGCCGUUUUCUCGUCGGGAACUUGGGGCGAGGAUGCCGUCAGCCAGUCUACUCGUCGUUUGACUAGCGAUUCAACUUCGGGACAGAAGAAUGCUCCCUUCCUGGGAGUCAUCUCCGGCGUGUGCGCCCGCCUUCCGGACAAGAAACCUGUUUUGGAAGGGGAAAAGAAGUCGAUUAUCAAUUUCUAUGUCAAGGAAUUAGCAGGGUCGAAAACCGCACCACCAGCCCACAUUGCAGAUGCUCUCUCCGACUUCUUCAUCUCUUUCGUCUCAUACGAGGAUGUGGUGUCCGACAUAGUACCACCCCUAGAAAAAGCUAUUUUGCGUUCCCCGGAGGUGGUUCUCAGCGGGCUUGUACCUUCAUUAUGCUCGUCAUUACCCGAACAGAUGGACUUGUCAGAUAUUCUGCAUUCAAAACUGUUGAAGCACCUUCUUUCCAGCAUGAAGUCCAACAAUGCAGCCACCAGACAGGGUGCUGUUCAGUCGUUUGAGUCACUGCUCUCAAGGUCGAAAACUGAAAACUUGCUUCUUAAAGUCACAACCGAAGUUGUUGGUCCUUUGAAGACUCAGAAAAUAACAAACCCCGAGCAGCGCGCCGUGUAUGCUCAGGCACUCUCGGCUACGCUGCCUUCCACUGAUGUCUCGAAGGAGGUGGUCCAGGGGUUUGUUCCUGUAUUCGCACGAGAAUCCAACGAAGCUGCGCUGGAACAGGAAAUCAAAGCAUUUUGUAAACAUCUAGCAUUUCUCGUCCAACACAAGGUAAAAGUCAACGAUGAUGUUAUCAACGCCAUCGUGAAGGGAUCUGCAGAGAAAAGAAUUCCGUUCCGAAAGCUCUGGCAGCUCAAUGUGGGAGAAUUGCUCUGGAGCGCCGAUUCAGCAACCCUAGUUAGUGCUGAAGUUGAGCCGUUCGUGACCAAAUUCAUGUGUAAAAUGAAAGAUCUGUUCAACGAAGUGGCUUCUAAUCCCUUGCCGUCGGCCCAGAAUGGCUCGUUAUCGACGGCCUAUGUCUUUCUUGCACUUGCUGAGCGGUUGUCUUCAGUACAAGGAUUCGAUAAAGUCACAUGGGAAGAAUUGGUGGCCCAGAUGAUGGUCCUUAGCCCCAAGCCAUCUCUACUGCUUAACCCAAAAGCUUAUUCAAAGUUGACCACCCAAGGAGAGGUCGAGUGGGUUACGAGAACACUUGCAGCUGUGUCUUCUGGAACGAAGUUUGAGAGUGCGGAAGACGCAGCCAAAAUUGCAUGGGGCCAGGCGUUUAUUUAUACCAUCACUAUCCCCGGGCUUCAUUCAAACUUCCGAGAGCGUUCCGCUAGCAUCCUAUCAGAAGUUCAUCUUAAACGAGUAGGAUUCAUCGGUCGCAUCGUAAUAGAUUCUUUGUGGGGCUGGAUACUUUCUCUGAGAACUUCUGAGAAAGAGUCUGCGCCUGUUUCUGCAGGAUCGGAAAGCCUGAAAUUCCUUCAUUUGGUAAUGAAAGCCAUUUGUUCACCUGUAUCAAGUCUUCCGGAACAAGAGAAGGCCUCUGCAGAAUUGAAGAACCAGCUUAUCGAGCUCAUCGUUAUUGGCCGUCCUGAGCUGAUCCCGAAUGUCUCAUGGAUUACGCUAUGCCUGAGAACUGGCAUUGACCCUGGCAACCUCGUCCGCGAAUUCGCCGAUGAGUCUAUGAAUCAAUUGACACGGGUGCAUAAUGACCCAAUUCAAUCCAGGGUUCCUCAAAUCGACGAUGCUAUCUGGAGCGCUGCCGGCGAGUUGGCUUUCGUGGCGCCUGACGCUAUGGUUUCCCGACUUGUGGCUCAGAUCAAGGACGAUUUGGAUGCCUCACGUGUGUCCAAGUUCACUCCAACUGACGUUGCUAUUGCUCGGACCCCCGAAGGAACCAUGUUUGUUGAUGUCCUUAGCACCAAGUCGAAGCCUGCUUUCGACAAGAACACGAAAGACUAUGGCAUUCUCAAGUGGGAAGAGGAGUUACGAGCACAACUAGCAGAGAAAAAGGGCCAGAAACAAAAGAAACUGACAGCGGAUGAGCAAUCUAAAGUGAAAGCCCAGCUCGCGAAAGAGUCCAAGAUUCGUGAAGAAGUUCUGCGGGAAAUUAAAAGGAUUGAAAGAGGCGCUGGGAUCAUGCAGGGUCUUGCAAGCGGUCCGGCUGUCGAAGCAGAUGGCUGGAUCAAUACCGCAGUGGGAUCUUUACUGUCUCUCGUGAAGGCUGGUGCAGGCUUAAUUGCCGGUGAUGUCGUGUCUAAGGCCUAUAUCAAGUGUGCGGAGAAGGUCUCUUCACGAUUGGGCCCGUUACGAUCCUUCGUGGGCGUUGCAACUCUGCGGGCACUUGGCAGGAGCCAACUUUCCCCCGAGAUGGAUGCAGAACCCCUCGGUCAACUUGUGACAAGAAUUCUUUAUCGUCUGCGGUUUGCAUCCGAGCAACGACCUUUUGAUAUCACAUCUCUAGCAUACAUUCUUCCACUUGUUCUCCUUGUUCUUAGUGGAAACGGAAUUGAUGAACAAAAGGGAGAGGAGGAAGGUGAACAAGUUCUGCUUGCGCUUGAGUUCCUAUCCUUCCAUUCGGGGUCAUUUACCGACAAACGUCUCCCCCGUGCUGAUGUUCUAGAUCACUUGCUCAUAUCAAUGCAAAAGUAUACUCAGCAUUACAAAUUGAUUAAGGAUACUCUAUUCGAUUUCUGCAAGUGUAUCUCACCCACUAUCAACAAUGCAGAACUGGACGUUCUUCUGCAAGGUACCAUCGUUUCAGACACAUCUGUUCGCACAGCUGUACUGCAGGCUAUCGAUGCCGAGAUUGACCUGACCGACCUAGACUUCUCUGAACACGUUUGGCUAGAAUGCCAUGACCACGUGGAAGAAAACGCCGAAAUAGCCGAGACAAUCUGGGAUGAUAAUGCACUGGAAGUCGAUGACUCUUCCUACGGUAAAAUUAUUCCGUAUCUUGCGUCCAAGGACUCCCAGCUCCGCGGUGCCGCUGCUCGUGCGUUGGCACAUGCCCUUGAGUCCAAUCCAACCAAGUUUGAGGAAAUAUUUUCGGAACUGCAAGCUAAGUACGAAAGCGAGGCCAAGCCUAAGGUGCCAGAAAAGGAUAUGUAUGGGAUGCCCAAGAAAAUGGACAUGGCCGAUCAUUGGGAAUUCCGCAGCGGUAUUGCCCUCGCUUUUACCGCCAUGACGAACGGGUUUGAGGGCGAACAGAUUUUGUCUUUCCUCAGAUUCUUGAUCGAAAGAGGGCCUCUGAUUGACCGAAGCCCUGUGGUCAGAGCCCAGAUGGCUGAUAGCGGCAGAUCUGUCAUCGCCGACCGUGGCCAGCACAAGGUUGAAGAAUUGAUGAAUAUCUUAGAAACGACUCUGGAAACAUCAGAUAAGGGAAGUGAGACCUCUGACCUUCUCAACGAGGCGGUGGUUGUUCUUUAUGGCUCUCUGGCCCGGCAUCUUAAAGCAGACGAUCCGCGUUUGCAAACUGUCAUCAAGAGGCUGCUUGCUACCCUCCCAACUCCUUCUGAAUCUGUUCAAUCCGCUGUUUCUGGAUGCCUACCGCCUCUCAUCAGACUGUCGGGCUCUCAAAGUGCUGGCUAUGUGCAGGAAAUGCUGGACCAGCUUUUGCAGUCCAAGAAGUAUGCCACUCAACGUGGAGCAGCUUAUGGGCUUGCUGGCAUUGUCAGUGGAAGGGGUGUCUUAUCUUUACGAGAAUUCCAGAUCAUGGCCCAUCUUCGCGCAGCCACUGAAAAUAAGAAGGAGCCACAUCAGAGACAAGGCGCUCUACUGGCUUACGAACUUUUUGCGACAAUCCUAGGCCGCACUUUUGAACCAUAUGUUAUUCAGAUCGUUCCGCAGCUUUUGGCUAGCUUUGGUGAUCCCAAUGCUGAUGUUCGUGACGCUUGUCUUGAUGCGGCAAAGGCUUGCUUUUCCAACCUCAGUUCGUAUGGCGUCAAGAAAAUCCUUCCUACCCUUCUUGACGGUCUUGAUGAUACCCAAUGGCGUAGUCAAAAGGGUGCCUGUGAUCUGCUGGGUGCGAUGGCCUACCUUGAUCCGCAGCAACUAGCAGCAAGCCUGCCUGAUAUUAUUCCUCCCCUCACCGUUGUCCUGAACGAUACGCACAAGGAAGUGCGUAACGCUGCAAACCGAAGUCUCCAACGUUUCGGUGAGGUUAUCAGUAACCCAGAGAUCAAGAGCUUGGUUAGCGUGCUUCUGAAAGCUCUGAGCGAUCCAACGAAGCAUACGGACGAGGCUUUGGAUUCCCUUAUCAAGGUUUCUUUCGUUCACUACCUAGAUGCUCCUUCCCUGGCGCUUGUUGUUCGUAUUUUGGAGCGUGGUCUUGGCGACAGAUCGAAUACAAAGCGGAAGUCUGCGCAGAUUAUUGGUAGUUUGGCCCAUCUUACCGAGCGCAAAGAUCUCAUAUCACACUUGCCAAUCAUUGUCUCUGGACUUCAACUGGCUAUCGUCGAUCCUGUGCCCACUACACGUGCUACUGCCUCUAAGGCCCUUGGAUCACUUAUUGAGAAACUUGGAGAAGAUGCCCUUCCCGACCUCAUUCCUAACCUCAUGUCGACUCUCAAAUCCGACACCGGCGCCGGUGAUAGAUUAGGAUCUGCUCAAGCCCUUUCCGAGGUUCUGGCAGGAUUGGGUACUACGAGACUCGAGGAGACACUGCCUACUAUACUACAGAACGUUUCCAGCUCCAAACCAGCUGUUCGUGAAGGUUUCAUGACUCUCUUUAUCUUCCUUCCAGCUUGUUUCGGUAACAGCUUUGCGACUUACCUGGGCAAGAUUAUCCCGCCUAUCCUCUCUGGUCUGGCUGACGAUGUUGACUCUAUCCGCGAAACCUCUCUUAAAGCUGGUCGUUUGCUGGUUAAGAAUUUCUCUUCCAAGGCUAUUGAUCUCCUUCUCCCAGAGCUCGAGCGCGGCCUUGCAGACGACAGUUACCGUAUCCGGUUGAGCUCGGUUGAGCUGGUCGGUGAUCUUCUCUUCAGCAUUACUGGUAUUACGGCCAAGGCUGAUGGCGAAGAAGAGGAGGAAGAAGAAGCCCACCAGGCCGGACAGUCCUUGCUGGAGGUUCUUGGAGAAGAAAGAAGGAACAGGGUUCUAUCUGCCUUGUUCAUCUGCCGCUGCGAUACCUCGGGUCUUGUCAAGGGCGCAGCGAUGGGUGUCUGGAAGGCGCUUGUUGCGUCUCCGAAAACACUUAAGGAUAUGGUGCCUACUCUAUCCCAGCUUAUUAUUCGUCGUCUUGGAUCCUCGAACAUGGAACAGAAGGUCAUUGCCAGUAAUGCACUUGGAGAUCUUAUCAAGAAAGCCGGCGAAACUGUUCUCUCGAGUUUGCUUCCUUCCCUCGAGGAAGGGCUCCAAACAUCGCCAGAUGUGGACGUUAAGCAAGGCAUUUGCAUUGCCUUGCGGGAACUCAUUACUUCCGCAACUGCUGAAGCCCUUGAGGAUUAUGAGAAGGUCCUCAUCUCUACCGUUCGGGUGGCUCUUGUUGAUAACGAUGAGGAUGUGCGUGAAGCUGCUGCAGAAGCUUUCGACGCUCUACAACAAAUUCUGGGCAAGAAGGCUGUGGACCAGGUUCUGCCCCAUCUUCUGCUCCUAUUAAGGAAUGAGGAAGAUGCUGAGCAAGCACUGUCAGCCCUUUUGACUCUUCUCACUGAACAAACACGGGCGAACAUUAUCCUUCCCAACCUUAUCCCGACACUGCUCACCUCUCCUAUUUCUGCUUUCAACGCCAAGGCACUUGCUUCCCUUGCUGAGGUGGCAGGCUCUGCGAUGUCACGCAGACUCCCCACAAUCCUGAACUCUUUGAUGGACAACAUCAUAUCAACUACAGACGAUGCCCUCCGCGACGAGUUGUGCAACGCAUUCGACACUGUCUUGGUAUCAGUGGAUGAAUUUGAUGGCCUGAACGUUGUUAUGAAUGUCAUGCUGUCGCUAAUGAAGCAUGAUGAUCAUCUGCGCCGUGCUCAGGCGGCAGUUCACUUGAACAAGUUCUUCUCGGAUGCAACAAUCGACUACUCUAGAUAUCACCAGGACUUGAUUCGCGUCUUGCUGAUUUCCUUCGAUGACAAUGACAAGGGUGUUGUCAAGGCCGCAUGGACGGCACUGAGUGGUCUAACAUCCCAUAUGCGUAAAGAGGAAAUGGAGGUGUUAGCCAUCCCCACUCGUCAAGUGCUGCGGGGUGUAGGUGUGCCCGGAGCCAACCUUCCUGGUUUCAGCUUACCAAAGGGCAUCACCGCUAUCCUGCCGAUCUUCCUGCAGGCUCUUCUCAACGGCAGUGUUGAGCAGCGUACCCAGGCGGCUCUUGCCAUUGGUGACAUCAUUGAUCGUACUGCAGCAGAUUCCUUGAAGCUAUUCGUGACGCAGAUCACAGGUCCUCUCAUUCGAGUGGUGUCUGAGCGAUCGGUAGAUAUUAAGUGCGCUAUCUUUUACACUCUCAACAAGCUUUUGGGAAAGAUCCCACUUGCUGUCAAGCCAUUCCUGCCACAGCUUCAGCGUACGUUUGCUAGAGGUUUGGCAGACACGACCAGCGAAACUUUGCGUGACAGGGCUGCCAAGGGUCUUGGAAUUCUGAUCACAUUGACUCCAAGAGUUGAUCCCCUUAUUGCCGAGCUUAUUACGGGAACCAAGACCGCCGAUGUUGGCGUCAGAAAUGCCAUGAUGAAGGCUCUCCAAGAGGUGGUUAGCAAGGCCGGUGCUAACAUGAGCGAGGCUUCCAAGAAUUCUAUUCUUGCACUCAUCGAUGACGACGCUAGCGACCAAACGGACUCUGUGGCCAUUACGAAUGCCAAGUUGCUUGGUGCGCUGGUGAAGGUUCUUCCUCCAGCCACUGCCACCCCUCUUAUCAAG